Messenger RNA from Acanthoscelides obtectus, 8189 nucleotides. Lineage: Eukaryota; Metazoa; Arthropoda; Insecta; Coleoptera; Chrysomelidae. The record is from the annotation of a GenBank genome assembly.
CAUCUUGCUACUAGAAUCACGUGACCUGUAGUUCGUUGUGGGUCCGGAAUUUAUUCAGGUAUGGUUAACGGCCUCCACAUUUCAUUCGUUGGAAAAACAAUUAUAGUUUGUAAAUAUACUACUGUACAUAUUGUACAAAAAAGAUGAGUCCGAGCAAUCGGGCCACUAGCAAGAGUGGCAAAGGAGCAAAGACAGACAAAUCUCACAAAUCAGAAAAAACAGAGCGUGGGAAAAGUGGUGGUGAUAAACAGCAACACAAAGAUGGAAAAUCUAAAAAUGAGGACUCCAGUAUUAUAGACAAAGUUAAAACUCUCAUGGAAAUGUCGCAGAGGGCAGAGGAAGAAGUAUGCCUCGCAUUGUAUGAAUGUGACUAUGACAUGCAUCUAGCUAUAAACAUGUUACUUGAAGCUAACAGUUCUGGCGCCUGGGAAACUCGGGUGAAGAAGAAAAAGAACAGACAGACAUCCACCGGGGGCGGCGGCAAAGAAGGCAACAACGGAAAACAACAGGACGCGGGCGGUGAUGCUGGCAAGACCGGAGGCGGCGACGACGACUGGGGAAGCGUGGACGUCGGGGGGCAGCCGGUAGGCGGCGUCGGAGGCGGCGCCGCCAACACAGACGGUGCUGGCAGCAAAGGUGGCCGGGGUGGAGGCCGUGGAGGCGGCAGACGUGGCGAUCGAGGUGGCUGGCGUGGUCGUGAGCGACAGGAGAACGAGCGCAACCUGGAGGACGGUCAAGGAGGCGGUGGUUAUCGUGACCGUGGAGAGCGUGGAGAACGAAGGGGCAGACCCGGUGGGACGGCUCGAGGAGGCGGGCCCGCCGGUCGAGGCAGAGGUGGAGGCCGAGCGGGUGGAAGAUAUCCAGCUCGUGGUCCCAGAAACAACACCUAUAAUAAACCUAUCGAUACAUGGGACAAUUCAAACACCUGGGACAAUAGUACUGCUACAAACACAAAUCAUGCAGAAGAGACGUGGGACGACUUCCCAGGCGCGGACGAGUGGUCCACCGAGGAGUACCAGGGCAGCUUGGCCGACACGAAGGUGUUUACGCCUAGCGUCCAGCAGAGCGCCGAAAUGGCCGCGGCGGCCGCAGCGGCGGCGGCAGCUGCAGCCGCGGGCGUGGACGGUGCCUUAGAUGCUCAACAGCAGCAACAGCACUCGGGGGUCAUGCAGCCGCAGGAGCAGGAGUCGCAGCAGCCGCAACCCGUGGCGGUUGGGACGCUCACCGCCGCGCAAUCUCAGUAUUUCUCACAGCUUCAACAGAACAAUGAUAUGACAAAAACGUACGGUGCCGCCACGCAGUCGUCAGUUCAGCAACAGUCGUACCAACAGCAGUCGCUGGCGACGGCCGCUACAGUACCGCCCUCCCAGUACGCAUCACAGCAGUUCCAGACUGCCUAUACGCCCACUGGGUAUAGUGCAGUCACGGCUCAGGACAGUCAAGCGCAAUCGGGAGUAACUGGCGUGCAAACGCAACAGCAACAACAGGGUAGCCAACAACAACAAAGGACGAAAACGCAACGGGCGAGGGUACCGCCACCUAGUAAGAUCCCGGCGACGGCGGUGGAAAUGCCAGGCGGCGAACUGAACAGUGGCAUAGGCUACCUGGACGUCCAGUUCGGCGCGAUGGACCUGAUCGACGCGAAUUCCACCUUCGACUCGUCCUCCGUGGAUGGAGGCGGGCAGUCGGUGAACGCGUCGUCCGCGGCGACCGCCUCAGCUGGCAAGUACGCCAACAAUCUGGACGCAACUUCGGUGUCCGGUGGUGGAGGCGGCUUGGAUCUCGGAGGCGGCGCGGCUGCGGUGGACGCGUACUCUAGCUCUGGCAGUAAGCAGACGGGUGGGAUCAAUUCGACGCUCACUCAGGGGCUGUCAAACGCGUCAGACACCGGCAACAGUAUCCAAUCGGCGACGGGCGCAUCCUCCUCGACGUCCACGGAAAACUUCUCGUCCGGGUACAGCUCGUCGACGAACCGAAGCGCAGCGCCGAGCAGUUCCACGCCCGCCUCCAGCGCCGCUUCGUCUACCGUGACCGGGGGCGGCGCGGCGGCGGUCGAUUAUGCGGCGCAAUCCGCGGUCGCGGCGGCGGCGUCUACGUUCGCAGCGUACCAGCCGAAGAGUCAAGGUAAUCGCGAAUCGUAUCAUCAUGCACCCGACAUUGGUACUACCGAUUUUUUUUCUAUUUUCCAGACGACGGCCAGUUCGUAUUCGACGAACACGAACAGCUAUGUGACGAACAACCAAUCGAGUGGUUACAACGCGAACGCCAGCUCGUACCCGAACACGUACUCGUCGAACAGUUCGUACCAGUCGCAAACGGCGGCCAAUUCCGCAGCAGCAUACCCGUCCAUCAGCCAGCCUAGCACGUACCAGGCGAAUAGUCAGCAGUCGUAUGCAGCGCAGAACGCUAGUCAGUCAGUUUAUGGUGCUAAUUCAGGUUUGAGCAACAGCUCGAGUUACACGCCGUCUAGCGGCGCGGCGCAGUACAACAGUUACGGAGGCGGCGGUUCGGCGACCGGGAAACUGACAAAGGACACCGGUUACGAUGCGAGCAGCGUCAGCAACAGCCAAUCGAAUAACCAGACGACGUCGGCGAACAGUAACGCGACCAGCAACGCUUCGUUGUCGUCGCUGUCGCAAGCGUCGACGGGAGGGAAAACAACGUCCACCUUAGCUAAAAAUUCAAAUAGUGUGGUAUCAAAUAUCCCUCCAGGUGUAGCGCCGGUGAUGAGUACCCCUUACAUCAUGGGACAAGUUCCGUAUUUCCAGCAACCAGUGUAUUCCUAUGAAGAUAUGCAACUGCUGCAACAGAGGCUUCCUCACAUGACGACGCCGUACUACGACAUCAGUUACCAAACACCGCCGCCCCCGACGACGUUGGCAGCUGUCCGAGAAGCGGCACUGGGCGGUUACUCGAUGUCCUCUGACGGAAGAUUCACGCGCACCGGCGAUUCGGCCUCCCCGGUGCCGACGGGCGGCUCGGGGGCGGGCAGUCAAGCAGGUGGUGGUUCGCAGGUGGGCGUACCCGGAGUGGGCGGUCCCGGGCAAACGCAAUCGCAGUCCGCGGGACUUGGCGGCGCUGGCGGUCAAGGCGGGCAGCCGCAGCAGCAGCAGGCGCAGCCCAUCCUAGCGGCAGCCACUGGGGCGGCGCCACCGUACUUCUUCGCGACGGCCUUCAACACGAUACCCAACUACCAGUUUAGCACCAUGUAUACGGUGAGUGGCGGCAGGUGGUAGAUUGAUAUGGCUUAUGAUGUGCCUUAUACGUAUUGUAUAUUAGACUGUUUCUAAUUUUUUGUUUUUAUAUGCAGAAGUUGACAGUAUAUUCCUUGAAAGGUGGUUACUCAAUGCGGCAUAUAGCGUUUUCCACUGGCAUGCAUUAUUUGACAGUUUUUGUAUUGCAUGUUAACUGUGAUUUUACAGAUGAGCAGAAGUGAACUUUUAAAAUGUGUUUUUGUGUCAAAAGGAAGACUAUAUACUAGUUAACGAGAAAGUUACACCGCAAUUCCUAAACUUUUUUUAUUUGACAGUGACUUGAGCUGUCACGGAUGACACGACACACAAACAUCGAGCGUCACAAAAUCGACAAAACACGAACAGAGCAGCGUUGCCAGAUCAACCAUAACGUGUUAGUUAUCAGAUACUUUACGGAUAACUACUAGUUAACGUACAAUUUAUAGUUACCAAACUUGAAAGUUAACUGGCGAUUGAAAAACCUUGCUGUAGAGUCUUCUGCAUGGCGAGAUACGAGGCGUGUCCGUAAAAUAAGUUCCACAAAUUUUUUUCAUAUCAAAAAAUUGGUUUAAUUGCAAAGAAAAUACAUUUUUGGAAAGUUCAGUCUUUUAUUUUUCUACAUAAUCGCCGUUGCGUUCUAUGCAUCUCUGCAUUCGAGGCACCCACUUCUUCAAACCAGAGUCAUAGAACUCUGCCGCCUGUCCGUGUAGAAAACUAACAACCGCGUUUUGCACCUCUUCAUCUGUCUGGAAUUGGGUUCCGCCAAGGUUUUUCUUCAACUCAGGGAAGAGAUGGAAGUCACUUGGGGCUAAGUCUGGGCUGUAGGGUGGGUGAGACACCAUUUUCCAUCCAAAUCUUUCGAUGAGGGCUGUGGUUCGAUUGGCGGUGUGCGGUCGGGCAUUGUCAUGGUGAAAACGCACUCCUUUCGUCAGCAUUCCUCUUCUCUUGUUCUGAAUGGCACGUCUAACUUUUUUCAAGGUCUCACAGUACCGGUCAGCAUUGAUUGUUGUCCCGCGAGGCAUAAACUCGCACAACAAUACGCCCUUUCGAUCCCAAAAAACGCUAGCCAUGAUUUUCCCGGCAGACAGGAUUUUUUUGAACUUCUUUGCUCUUGGUGAAGAAGAGUGCUUCCACUGCUUCGAUUGCUCCUUUGUUUCCGGUGUGGUGUAGUGUACCCAGGUCUCGUCACCAGUAACAAUAGAGUCCAGAAAUUCCUCUUCGGUUGUUCCGUGAAAAGCGAGAAAUUCUUGGGCCGCUUCAACCCGCUGCCGCCGGUGGUCUGCAGUGAGCAUUCUUGGUACCCAUCUUGCGCAGACCUUUGAAUAGCCUAAAUGUUCAGUCAAAAUCUUGCCAAUUGUGGUUUUGCUGACCUCCGGAAUCUUUGUGCACAGCUCCCGAACUGUAAUCCAUCGAUCUUCAAGCAUUGCCGCUUCGACUUUGGCAAUUGUUUCGUCGGAAACCGAUGGCCGCCCUGCACGGGCUUCGUCGUGGACGUCUGUUCGGCCAUUUUUAAAGUCCCUGACCCAUCUGCGCACCAUCCCGCAGCUCAUUCAGUCUUCUCCAUACACUUGACAAAGUUCUUCGUGAAUUUCCUUCGCCGAUUUCUUCUUAGCGGCCAGGAAACGAAUAACAGACCGCAACUCGCAGCUGGCGGGAGACGCAAGAGGAAGCUCCAUCGCUGACGGCUGCUGAGCCAAGACUAAACGUCGCAGCGACGCUGGCUUGGUGAGGGAUUGGAGUGGGGGAACCAAACAAUCUGCCUCUGUUGCCUGGCUGUGCAUAGAAACGAUCCUAGCGCCAGCGGCAGCCCGUGGAACUUAUUUUACGGACAAGCCUCGUAUUAUUGUCGAAAAAUUACCUAGUUUGGACUAUUUCUUUUAACUUCUACGUGAUGCUUUUUAUACCUCCCUCAAAAUUAGGGAAGAGGUAUGGGUAAUAGAACCAGAAAAUAUGAUGACUAGGUCAGGCACGUCAUUUAGAUACCCUAUGAAAGAAUUGAUGUAAGAAGCCUAGUUUUGUUUCCGCAUGAUUGCGCUUUUCUCGAUAUUGCGCUAAAUUGCAAGAACCAAUUGAGUGCUGAAAUGCACCAGGGCAUGGCAGUGGAAAACGCAAUUAGGUUUGAUGUAAUCGGUGUUCAAAUUUUGUCUUGUAAGGCGACAAAUAACACUAAAUAGAUGGACUGUUUUUGCAUGAUAGAAUGGUUAUGCACUCAGAUAGUGUUUUUCAGCAUGAGAUAGAAUAUAUUACGGCAGAAACCGGGAACGCAUUGAUAUAAUGUAUUUCAGUAUAUUUUUUAGUUGUAUUGCUUUAUAGACAGUCAAUUUUUAAUGCUUUUCAUAUUGACAUUAAAAUCAAAAUGAAUUGCACGUAACCACUUUGGUUUUCAUAUGAAGAAUUUAGCUAAUUCGCAUGUUUAAUAUUUCACUCCAUUUUUAACUGUAUACGAGAGUGGUCUGAAAAGUUUCCGACCUAACAAAGAUACAUUUUUUAGAAUUUUUUUCCUAACAGUCUCCCCAGCGAUGUCGCUUGGGGCUAGGCCUUGUGAGUAAGGCGGAUGGUCAAGCAGUUCAAACCUUAAUUCGUGGAUUUUUGCCAAAGCAACCGCUGAGGUGUGAGACGCUGCAUUGUCUUAGUGAAACAGGAUUUUCUUUUCUGCAAAAUGGCUGUUUUUCCGUAAGCUCUGCCCCUUCUGCUUGUCAAGUAAUGAAGCGUAGUAUGCCCCUGUAAUGUUUUUUCCUUUUUGAAAAUAAGCAAUUGAAAUAACUCCAUGACUAUUCCAAAAAAAAAAAAAAACAAUCGGCAUCACUUUCCCAGCGGAAAACAGUUUCUUUUUGCAUUUUUUGGAACUGGUUCCUCCUUUGCAGACCACUGUUUGGACUGUAUUUUUGUUUCGGGCGUAUCCAAGUUUCUUCUACAGUAUUCAAUUUCUGAUUUAUUGCGCCUAAACUGCGCCAACAGUUUUUGGUCUAACGUGAGCAAACGCGGCACUCAAUGCGCGGACAGCUUUCUCACGCGUAAAUGUUGAUUUAACAUGUGACAAACAGGUUCCUUUGACAUGUUCAUAAUCUGUCACUUUAAUUCGGCGCUCGUCUAGCACCAUUUGGUGAACUUUGGCGAUGUUUUCGUUGGUAGUUCGAACGUUCAUCGUCCUCCAAGCUCUUACGGCCACGUUCAAAUUCAACUGCCCAAAAUUUCACUGUUGUAAAUGAUGGUGCAGAGUCCACAUACAGAGAAUCCUCCACUCAUCUUUGAUUUGCGUAUUUCCUUUCAAAACAAAUAUUUAAUGACAGCUCGAUACUCAAUUUUGUCCAUUUCCACAAAAGCAUUCACAUCAACUCAUUCAAACGAGUGUUACAUAACAACUGCGCGUUAAAAAAUGGCUGAAACUUUGGUGAGUAACUGUCCACAGAUGAACAACGCAAUUCACUAGGUCGGAAACUAUUCAGACCACCUUCGUAUCUCCUGCAAAAGAUUGAACGUUGGGAUUAAAAACUUAUCAGGUACUAUAGUCGAUUCUGUCUUGUGAAAAAGUUUAUGAAACACGGAUUUUGUGAUGUCUUAUGGUAAAACGCAGGGUAUCUAUGUUCCUCAAGAGAGGUGGAUGUCAAUUAUGUGUAUCGUCUUUAAAAUGCCUUUAAAUCCAGGCCUCUUAAGGUGUGCCACAUUGUCAUUUUGUUAUAUGUAAUAGAAAUGUGUUUGUGUAUCUUAUAUUUUUUGUUUGCUUAAUAGCAGUUUUUAUAGAUAUCUGUUGAUCUUGUGCCUUUGUCAAAUUUUAAAUGACUAGGUAUGGUAAACAUACUCGCUGUUGCGGAUGUACUCAUCCAAAAAAUCGUAUACAGAUUUUAGUUAUUCUUGUACACGUUCCUAGAAAAAGAAACUAAUGCCUUUCACCUAGAAUAACCUAUAGAAUGUCUAUAAUGAAUAUAGAAAUGUAUUAGACAACCAACCUUUAUGUCCCAACUAUGAGGAUUAGGUAGGAUAAUAUUAUAGCAAAAUUUUGCUUUUACAGUUUUGCUCUGAAUUUUAAAAUCAUUAUGCUAUGUUAUCAUUUUAGUUACAUUUAAUUAUACAAAUGUCAAAUUUUUUUUAAUUGAAUAAAUACCGUUUUGUUGUGUAUAAUUAUUCUGUAUCGUCAUUGUUAACAAGCUUAUUAAAAGUUAAUUUUAAUUACGUUAUGUUACCUUCAAUGUAAACAUCAGCAACCGUAGAAAUAUGGUUUUAGCCCUAAGAGCAUGUUUUGUUAGUAUUUAAAAUUUUGAAUACUUAAAAUGUAAUUAUGUAAAAAACCAGUUUUGAAAUGCAGUUAUUUGAAAAUUAUCCAGUUGUUUUCUUUAUUUUCCCAGAUUUUUUUUUCAAUAAUUUUGCUGAAAUUAGCACUUUCGGUAUUCACGAACCCUUUUGCAAAAUCUAAGUACAGUCUAGAUAUAGGCUGUUAAAAUCAUACAAUAUUGUAAAUUGUAUGUGAAUUACGACCAAAACUGGUUUAUUACAAGCACUUGGUUAGUCAUUGCAGCCCACGAAAUAUACUUUUCAUUCAAUAAAAAUUACAUUAAUUACACUUUGUCAUCUAGACAAGUUAUUCUCAAAACCGCAAAGUUAUCACAUUCAGUAGCGGACAAAAGUUUGGAAAAAUUCUUAGUAAUUUUUGAAAACUCUCUUUAUUAUUAAGGACUAUAUUUUUUCUCAUAUAGUUCGCUUACAGUCUUGAGGAUACAAAUGACAAUUUGUGUUUGCGGUGGUACUACAGACUAGCAUUAAAAUACCUUCACAUUAAUGAGACGACAAAAGUAUGGAGACAUUUUUAUUACAAAAUUAAAUACAAUAACUCAACAAAAAUAUUUAAAAAUACUGUUUAGCUAAUAUUUGGUAGCAUAGCCUUUAGCAUUCAACACUGCCUGACAUCUGCUGCUCAUAGAAGACACCAUAUUUUUUUACAGACGUCUGUUGGGAUAUUUU